AGUAGAGUAGGUAAUGGCAGGGGCGGACUGACCAUUUGGAAACCCAGGCACUGCCCGAGGACCCGGGGCCAGUAGGGGGCCCCAUGAGAUGCCCCUGCUACCUUUUUCAUAGGCUUUUUUGAGUUUGGGCAAGGACACAGGUGCCCCAUGAUCUCCUAUUGCCCGGGGGCCCCAUGAGUUGUCAGUCGCCCCUGGAUGAGCAACACAUGCCCGCUACUCUUCAUCCCUCCUUUAUAGACAUAAACAUGAAUGCACACCAGCCAGCCCUUCCAACCAGCUAUUGUCUGCCUGCAUUGCAUAGAGGA
This is a messenger RNA of Staurois parvus, 305 nucleotides long. Lineage: Eukaryota; Metazoa; Chordata; Amphibia; Anura; Ranidae. The record is from the annotation of a GenBank genome assembly.